Plutella xylostella (diamondback moth) is the source of this 4359-nucleotide messenger RNA. RefSeq names its product protein HID1. The record is from RefSeq and is a predicted model, not a curated record. NCBI's taxonomy places the organism in Eukaryota, Metazoa, Arthropoda, Insecta, Lepidoptera, Plutellidae. Gene Ontology annotation, cellular component: membrane; Golgi trans cisterna; Golgi medial cisterna.
ACCUGUCACCUUGAUUGUGUUUGCGAAAUGUCAAAACUUAUGUUUUCGAUUUGUGGAUCAAUCGACAAAAUGGAAAUUAAUUGAUAAAAAUUAGAUUCCCUACUAUAAAAAAUGGGUAACGCUGACACAAAAUUGAAUUUCAGAAAGGCUGUGGUCCAACUAACUUCUAAAACACAGCCCAUAGACGCGGCCGACGAUAGUUUCUGGGACCAGUUCUGGUCGGAGAGCGUGACGAGCGUGCAGGAUGUGUUCGCGCUGGUGCCGGGCGCCGAGAUCCGCGCGCUCAGAGAGGAGUCUCCGAACAACCUCGCUACACUCGUAUACAAGGCGGUGGAGAAGCUUGUGAAGACUGUGGAUAGCAGUUGCCGCACGCACCAUGAGCAGCAGACCGCCCUGAACUGCUGCCGGCUGCUGACCCGCGUGCUGCCCUACAUGCUGGAGACGGCGGAGUGGCGCGCGUUCUUCUGGUCCUCGCUGCCGGCCCCGGGGGGCGCCGUGCCGCUCGCGCACUCGCUCCUCAACGCCAUCUGUGAUCUCCUGUUCUGUCCAGACUUCACAGUGUCGAGCACUAAGAGAUCCGGCCCAGAGCGCGCCGAAGAGCUGUCCUCCAUAGACAGCUGCGAGUACAUCUGGGCGGCCGGCGUGGGGUUCGCGCGCACCCCGCCCCGCAACCCGACACAUGAGGCUAACAGGACCGAGCUGCUGAGGCUGUUGCUGACGUGCUUCAGCGAGACGAUAUAUAUGCCGCCGUCGGAGGCUGCUAGUUAUCAUAAUAAGUGGAUUGCUUAUGUAACCAGCCUGGACAACCGGCACGCGCUGCCGCUGUUCACGUCUCUGCUGAACACGGUGGCGGGCUACUGGCCGCUGGGGCUGGGGCUGCCGUACAACCACCUGCUGUUCGCCGACAGCCAGGAGCCGCUGGUGGAGGCCGCGCUCAUGGCGCUCGGCGCCUGUCUGGACCAGGCGUCCGACCAGCAGAAUGCCCCAGACAACCUCUUCAUCAACUACCUAUCCCGCAUCCACCGCGACGAAGACCUGCAACUGAUCCUGCGCGGGGUGACGAGGCUGUUGAACAACCCGCUGCAGCAGACCUACCUGCCCAACUCCGCCAAGAAGCUGCAGUUGCAUCAGGAGCUGCUGGUGUUGUUUUGGAAGAUGUGCGAUUAUAAUAAGAAAUUCAUGUACUACGUAUUGAAAAGCAGUGAUGUUCUGGAAGUGUUGGUCCCGAUCUUGUAUCACCUCAACGACUCGCGCGCAGAUCAAUCCCGGGUCGGCCUCAUGCACAUCGGAGUCUUCAUCCUUCUCCUGCUCUCCGGUGAGAGGAACUUCGGCGUGCGUCUGAACAAGCCGUACAGCGCGGCCGUGCCCAUGGACAUCCCCGUGUUCACCGGCACGCACGCCGACCUACUCGUCAUCGUGUUCCACAAGGUGAUCACGACAGGACAUCAGAGACUUCAACCACUUUUCGACUGCCUGCUGACUAUCCUUGUAAAUGUAUCCCCGUACCUGAAAACCCUCUCCAUGGUGGCAUCAACUAAACUCCUGCACCUGCUGGAGGCGUUCAGCACGCCGUGGUUCCUGUUCUCGCGCCCGCACCACCACCACCUCGUGUUCUUCCUGCUCGAGUGCUUCAAUAACAUCAUACAGUACCAGUUUGAUGGCAACAGCAACCUGGUGUACACGAUAAUCCGCAAGCGCAGCGUGUUCCACGCGCUGGCCAACCUGCCGCUCGACAACCCGCGCCGCGCCGCGCCCGCCGCGCCGCCCGCUUUGCCAAGAUCCACGAGUUCAGAGUCGGUGGCGGAGACGCCGAUGGAGGGGUCCCGGCCGGCGCAGCCCGCGGAACCCGGGACUCUUAACGCCACUCUACCCGAGACGCCAGCUAUUGCCGCGAUGACAGAGCGCGAGUCGGCGCACCCCGCGCCCGCCGCGGAGACGGCCACGGAGCAGCUGCUGGCGGGGGAGGCGGGGGAGGGGGCGGCGCGCGCGGGGGGGGACGGACAGGACGAGGGGGAGGACGAGGGGCCGGGCAGGCGGAGCGUGCAGCAUCGCGACAGCAUCCAGCUCUCCCCCCCCUCCACCACGAGCCCCGAGGACGCGCGCCGCGCCGCCUCGUGGCGCGCCAAGCUGCCGCUGCAGACCAUCAUGAGGCUGCUGCAGGUGUUGGUGCCACAAGUCGAGAAGAUAUGCAUUGAUAAGGGCCUAACCGACGAGUCGGAGAUCCUGCGUUUCCUGCAGCACGGCACUCUCGUGGGGCUGCUGCCGGUGCCGCACCCCAUCCUCAUCCGCAAGUACCAGGCCAACGCCGGCACCGCGCACUGGUUCCGCACCUACAUGUGGGGCGUCAUCUACAUACGAAAUGUGGACCCCCCGAUAUGGUACGAUACAGACGUGAAACUGUUCGAGAUCCAAAGAGUCUAGCGACGCCAUGACCAAACAUAGCAUUACAGGCCACCGAGCGAGCCCAACGACAUAAGCAACCUUUGCAGUAAUCACAGGAUUCGAUACUAUUUUCGAAACUACACAAAACUGGAAAAAUAACAGUAUCGUCAACUGUCACUGUCAAAAUGUACGGAUAAUUUGUCAGUUCCAACAGUGACACUUGUUUUUUCCAUAUGUUUGUGUAGAUUCGAAAAUAGUAUCGAAUCCUGUGAUCGCUGCACUUAUCACUAACCGAAUAACGUUUGAAAUCGAAUGAGGAUUUAGGACUGAGGCUUUCUGUAUGUGUGGAUAGUUAAGUUGUAUGUUACCUGACCCGAAUGUCUGGGUCUCGUGGAGUAGAGUAUUAUUUAAACCCUUAAUAUGGCAUAUCUGCUAAACAAAAACAUUAGUUUACACCCUAAUCAAUGGGUUAUAGUUAAAAUAAAUGUGACAUCAUAUUUCUAUGGCCCUAUUAAGGGUUUUACAAAAAGUUAAGUUCAUUAUGAUUAAGGUUUAAAUUUCUUUACACUGUUGUAGUGAUUUUGUUUUGUUUGUAUGCACUUUAGCAACCUGCCACUUGAUUUACACUUGCCUUGUUGACUGUACCUAAUAAUAUUUAUAAACGCUAACACAUACUCACAACUUCACUCCCUUAUUGGGUAGGCAGAGCUAUCUUAAGCCCACUUUUCACCGAUGACAUGUCCGUUGUCCGUCCCAAUGUAUUACGUAGUUUUCCAAUAUUUGAACACUUCAACCAGAUCUGCCCAAUUAUGGUAUAGAACCCGCAAGCAAGAUAUAUUUUUUAAUCUUUCUCUGAUGCACUAAUUUCAAGUGUUUUGUCCGUAAAGUUUAUUUUUAAGGUAGCUCUAUUGUAGGAGGUACUAAACUGUGUUUAUGCGGCCGCUAUACGGGUUCGUUAUCGACGCCGAUAAACUCGUUUAAUGCACGUUCCAUCAAUCACGUCGCCGUAUUUGUGGCGAAUCGCGAUAUUGUGACGUUUAUAUAAGUCGAUAUCGAACUCUUGUAGCGGCAGAUGGUGGCUCUUUUUACCUUUAUUAGUCUAGGACUAUGGUUUAUACGUAAUUGAGAAUACUUGACUGCUAGUCAUUGGAAUAUUUCAGUAUGUGAUGUUCUUGCAUUUUAUAAUUUUAAUGUGUUGUUUUCACUUUACAUUCCUGUAACAGAUUUUAUUAACGCUACGACCAAUAAUAAAUGUAUGAUUACCGUUAUAACUGAAAUAUAUCUAUGGGAUAUAAGUGAUUAAUGGCCUGUUUCACAAAGCCUGAGUGUCAGGUAAUCUACCUAUCAGAUAAGUUUGUCAAGCACUGAAUAGCUGAAUGUAUUAGUCAAAAUUGCAUUUUUCCGUUAUGUGUCUGAUGCUGAUUACCCAAACUAAAGCAAGAAGAUUUGGCAGAAGUUUAAAGACGCUUUAUCUGACGCGUAGGCCACUUCAUACAAACAUUGUGAAACAGACAUUAAUAUUAUGUUUUUAAAUAAUUAAAAAAAUGCAAAUCACCUUUCUCAUUAAAUACAAUCACAUAUCCCGUUGUUAACCUAAUUGUUUUAGCAAAACCAAUGGCAACCAAAACAUUUUUUUUUUACACUUGUGCUCGUUUUUAAAAUUUAAGGUGAAGAUCUUUUUCUAUAAUCUACCAGUGCGGUUUUAUUUGCAAUUAGGUAGAUUAUUAAUCUAUGUCAGACUUGGAUAAGCUCACUUUUUCAUGGCCUAUGAAUUUUAUUGUUUUCAACAUACAUUCUAUGUAUUUGGGUAUAUUUCAUGGUUGUAAAAAACCCUCACUGGUACAUAAUAAAAUAAGUUAUUUGCAUAGUUUAAUUUAGAUUAAACGAAAAUAUUAUUUAUUGUUUUACACCUACCAUUAUUGUACUUAAUGUUAUCAAGUGAUAAAUGUAUAUUUAAAUAAUAUAAUUAUACUGAGC